Molecule: messenger RNA, 2953 nt
Organism: Rosa chinensis
Lineage: Eukaryota; Viridiplantae; Streptophyta; Magnoliopsida; Rosales; Rosaceae
Product: LEAF RUST 10 DISEASE-RESISTANCE LOCUS RECEPTOR-LIKE PROTEIN KINASE-like 1.2
Exons: 4
Coding region: 588-2744 (718 amino acids)
Biological process (GO): protein phosphorylation
Molecular function (GO): protein kinase activity; polysaccharide binding; ATP binding
Source: RefSeq, a predicted model, not a curated record
CAAAUAUGAGUUUAUUUACUUUAUUAUGAGUAAGACUUCCGUUAGCAUACCCUGAAGUGAACGUUAUAACCAGAAUCGAUCGCGAUGAUUUUCACGGCUUGUUCACACAAAUAAAUACCCAAAAGAGCCCCAAAGCAUGGUUCACGUCUGCCGUAAUAUGAGUGGUUCAGAGGAGUUGCAAAUUGUAAGGGUUUUCUUUCUUAAGGCCAUGAUUUCAUUUUGAAUAAUAUCUCGGUUUGAAGAGUCAAGGAGUCAGUCAAGUCUACCUAGUGCCCUGGGUCAAUGGGGAAGUUGGCAAGGAAACUCACUCACGCAAAGGCUUUAAGGCUUUAAGCCAGCCAAUCAGCAGUGUUUGUCAAGCUUUUCAGAGGUGGUUGUCCCACAUCUUGCUCUUCUUUCUUCCUUUGUUAUGAGUCUUCCUAUCUGAUUCCCCAGUCAACUAGCGUGUUAAACAGAGCACUCUCCCACUAUAUUUGUGAUGAAAGAAUGGAAGUGAGUAAUAUAUUCAACAGUCUUGUUCUGAAUCACAGAAGUAGGUGUUUUUCUUUUAGUGAUAAUUUGUUCUAGGAUCACCCGGAAGUUCUUGGAUGGCUACCGUGGCUGUGUUUAUUUUCUCUGUCUUCACUCAUCUUCUGCUUCUUUACUCCACUGAGAGUUUCUUUUUUGAUGAGUACUUCGCCGAUAGUUGUCCAGCCUACUUCUGUAAUGACAUAGUAGGCAGUAUCUUCUUCCCCUUCAAAAACAUAACACAGAGUCGUCCUGAAUGCGGAUUGUACACUGUCAACUGUUCUGACCGCCAUAAUCCGAAGAUCCGGCUCAAAGAUGGAGGAUACUGGUUUCAAUUGGAAAGCAUUUCUCGAUCAAAUUUCGUUGUUAUCAAUGACAGCCGGCUUCAGGAGCGUAUAGAGCGCUUAGCAGGAGAUACCUGUGAUGAUGAUGUUUUCAAAGAUUUAAGUCUUCCAGGCCCUACUCCCAUCCUCCAUACAUCCACAAACAACCUUACCCUGUUCAGAUGCAACAACACCCAGGAGAAAACUCCUUACAAGUAUCUUAACUAUGCCUGCAGGAGUGUAAAUUAUAUUUACUAUACUAUAUCAAAUGAUAGUUUACAUUGCUCAGCCAUUCAGAUUCCCAUACUUCCAGAUUCCCGUCCCAAUGUCUAUAAUCGUUCUGCAUUGACUGCUAAAUUCUCCCUUCAAGUGAGAAAUACCAAAGAAUGUGAUCAUUGUUAUCAUAGAGGAGGUAAAUGCUUUGAUAACAAGGGAAAAUUGAAAUGUGCCUACCCACAAUGCUGGGAUGAGAAGGGACAAUUCAAUUGUUCCCUCGCAAAAAAAGGUAUAUGCCACAAUGAGGAGGAGGAAGGCAAAUGUGUCCCCCCACAAGAAAAAUGCUGGAAUGAGAAGGGACAAUUCAAUUGUUCCCUUGCAAAAAAAGGUAUAUGCCACGAUGACGAGGAGGAAGGCAAAUGUGCCAAAGCAGGAAAACAUGUGGCUGUGAAGCUAGGACUUGGUAUUGGACUUGGAGGUGCAGCACUCCUUGGAUUCCUUGCAGCAUGCUUGUUUCUUUUCAGGCGUUACAAAAAAAAAAUUGCUUCUUCAAACAUACUCUCCAGGAACAUUUCUUCUCAGCCCUACUCAAAAUCAGACCUAGAAGGGGGCAACGCCUACUUUGGUGUUUCGGUCUUCACUUACGAGGAACUUGAAGAAGCCACUAAUCAUUUUGACAGUGAAAAGGAGCUUGGAGAUGGAGGUUUUGGAACUGUCUACUAUGGCAUACUCAAAGAUGGCCGGGAAGUUGCAGUCAAGCGUUUAUACGAGCACAAUUACAAACGUGUGGAACAGUUUAUGAAUGAAAUUGAAAUUCUCACCCGUCUGCGCCACAAAAACUUAGUCUCCCUCUAUGGUUGCACUUCACGCCGCAGCCGUGAACUCAUCCUUGUCUAUGAAUACAUUCCCAAUGGCACUGUUGCUGAUCAUCUCCACGGCGACCUAGCAGAACAUGGUUUACUCACGUGGCCUAUUCGUAUGAGCAUUGCCAUAGAAACUGCCAAUGCACUGUCUUACCUCCAUGUUUCUGAUAUUGUGCAUCGUGAUGUGAAGACUACCAACAUUCUCCUUGACAACAAUUUCUGUGUUAAAGUUGCAGAUUUUGGGCUCUCCCGGCUUUUUCCCCUUGAUGUCACUCAUGUCUCUACUGCGCCACAAGGGACCCCUGGUUAUGUUGACCCAGAGUAUCACCAGUGUUACCAGCUAACUAGUAAGAGUGAUGUUUAUAGUUUUGGAGUUGUCCUCAUUGAGCUGAUAUCAUCUCUGCCAGCAGUUGAUAUAACUAGGCAUAGGCAUGAGAUCAAUUUGUCUAACAUAGCCAUAAACAAGAUUCAAAGAGGUUUAUACAGUGAGCUGGUAGAUUCAUGUCUGGGGUUUGAGUCAGAUCAUGAAGUUAAAAGGAUGACAAUUGCAGUGGCAGAGUUGGCUUUCCAAUGUUUGCAGCAGGACAAUGAUGCAAGGCCUACCAUGUCUGAGGUUUUGGAAACUUUGCAGAUUAUUGAAAGUGGAAAAGAUGUUCCAGAGAAUUUGGAGGAGGACUUUGGUGAUGUUGAGAUGAGAAAGAGUAUACAGCCACCACCUUCACCAGAAUGUGAUGAGCUUCAGUUGUUGAAGAACAUGAGGCCACCAUUUUCACCAAUUUCCGUGACCCAAAACUGGCCUAGCACUAGGUCUAAUACACCUAAUGCCAGUUGCUGAUUUCUUUUGAACUCCCAUAUAAAUGAUAUGAAUGUAUAUCUCAGAUUCAAUUAGAUGGGUUAUAUAUGGUUUCUACUCAUCUACUUGAUUUUUGACGAAUAGGAAAACAUAUCCAAUUAGGCACAUCACUUUUAGGUAAGGCAUGAGGGAAUGUAUAUAUUAAAUGGAGAAAUUGUCAUUAUGUUCAUAUUUUGCAUAAAUAUCAGACC